Molecule: messenger RNA, 576 nt
Organism: Ornithodoros turicata
Lineage: Eukaryota; Metazoa; Arthropoda; Arachnida; Ixodida; Argasidae
Exons: 5
Coding region: 1-576 (191 amino acids)
Source: RefSeq, a predicted model, not a curated record
AUGCAACCACCUGUUUUUAACAGAAAUGACAUAAGAGAACUAUCGGCUUUUCUUGGACUGCGCUAUGUGUUACAAACACGUGAACAGACAAAGGACAAACCAGAGGAUAAUGAGGGGAUCACUGAACCCAAGAGGAUCGUUGAGCGGGUCCCUGCAACAGAGGAGGCACCCGCUUCGCCUGCAAACUUAGGUGAUGUCCUGGUCGACGUGAUUCAAAACCUAGAUGAUGACGAGGUCUACGAAGGGAUGCAGCGUGCCAACUCAUCGAAAUGGCUGACAAGUUUCUCCGAGGAAGAUUUAAUGAGGGAACUACAGAAGGAGGACGACGACGACAAUCAACAAACGCGUGUGUUAUCUGAAUUCUCCGAGGAAGUCUUAACGAGGGAAGUAGACCUGGCGGGCGACGACGACAAUCAACAAACCCACACUGAGGACAGAGAUGGUAGAGGUUAUGAAAUGCCAGAAUUUGCCAGCUUGAAGAUCGGAGGACCAGCAGUGACUCCAUCAGUGCACAAGAAAUUGCGCGUGAAAAUUGUGGAGGAAAUCUGCCAGGCAAUGAAACGCUGUACACUGUGA